CAAUAUUGUACGUCCUUGAGGACGCGAUUGAUAGACGGCAGUUGUUUACACAAGAUCACGCUAGCGAAUUGCUUUGUGUACCGAAUGACAACUUGAGGAUUAAAACGACUUUAGUAGUGCAAAUUUAGUAUUUAACCGACAAGUUCAUGUGCAGAAAGAAGAAUUAUGACAUACGAAAGCUGCAGCACCUACUGAGUACAAUUUCGGAGGGCUCUUUUUCAGAUGUCAAGCCACUAGCUGGCUAACGUUAGCUAUUUUGAACAUUGUUUUCACAUUUUCACCCAUUGCAAAAAAUGUCGCAGUAAUUGCCGUUAUUAUUUGACAAAUAUGAGAAACACCAACCGUUUAAGACCUAUUUUUCUUACUUUUGAACAAUGGUUACCUAGAUGGAGUUUGCAACACAGAUUGUGUUGUUCAAAGCCAGUCAGCGUUCAUUCAAACGAGGAGAGCAGGGCAGAUAAAUUCAAGACUCAAAUAGCCACAGGUCCAAGAUUUCAUUACUUUGUCAAGGGAGCUUCUAUCAACAAACAGCAACCUGUUAUCACUGAUGAUUUGAUAGACACUGACAAGCAUGCCUAUCUUCCUGAGGACUCAGAAAGUGGGAAUUCUAGGACAGUCUGUUUUGAAACCUAUGGCUGUCAGAUGAACGUCAACGACACAGAAAUUGCCUGGUCAAUAUUGCAGAAGAAGGGAUAUCAACGCACAAGUGAUGUCGCUGAGGCUGAUGUUGUCCUCCUUGUUACAUGCUCCAUAAGAGAAAAAGCCGAACAAACAAUCUGGAACAGACUACGUCAACUCACAGCCAUGAAGAAAAGACGCUUAAAGACCCGCGUACCCAUGAAAAUUGGAGUCUUAGGUUGCAUGGCCGAGAGGCUGAAGUCUGAGCUGCUGGAGAGGGAGAAGCUGUUGGAUGUUCUGGCUGGUCCAGAUGCAUACCGGGACCUUCCUCGCCUCCUGUCUGUGGCCCAUGGUGGUCAGCAGGCUAGCAACGUGCUGCUGUCUCUAGAGGAGACAUAUGCUGAUGUCAUGCCAGUUCACCACUCCCCCCAGGGUUACAGCGCUUUUGUGUCCAUCAUGCGAGGAUGUGAUAACAUGUGCAGCUACUGCAUUGUCCCGUUUACUCGAGGUCGAGAAAGGAGUCGACCAGUGUCCUCUAUCCUUGAGGAAGUCCAUAUCCUGUCGGAGCAGGGUGUGAAGGAGGUGACCCUGUUGGGUCAGAAUGUGAACAGCUACAGGGACACAUCAGAGGAACAGUUCUGUAGUUCAGAGCCAGGCCAGCUGAGCCGGGGCUUUAGGACGGUGUACCGAGCCCGGCCCGGGGGCCUGCGCUUUGCUGACCUGCUGGACAGAGUGUCCCUCAUAGACCCGGACAUGAGAAUCAGGUUCACCUCCCCUCAUCCCAAGGACUUCCCUGAUGAGGUGUUGCAGCUGAUAAAAGAGAGGGCGAACAUCUGUAAGCAGAUCCACCUCCCGGCUCAGAGCGGCAGCAGCACAGUCCUACAGGCCAUGCGGAGGGGUUAUAGUAGGGAGGCUUACCUGGAGCUUGUGGAUAACAUCAAGAGAAUAAUCCCAGGGGUGAGCCUGAGCAGUGACUUCAUCUCUGGGUUCUGUGGGGAGACAGAAGAGGACCACCUGCAGACCCUGUCUCUGAUCAGGGAGGUGCGCUACAACGUGGGCUUCCUCUUUGCCUACAGUAUGCGGAAGAAAACCCAUGCGUUCCAUCGUCUUCAGGACGACGUGCCAGCGGAGGUGAAGCAGCGGCGGCUCGAGGAGCUCAUCUGCAUGUUCAGGGAGGAGGCCACCAAGGUCAACUCCGCCCUCAUCGGCAGAACACAGCUCGUCCUAGUGGAGGGAGAGAGUAAGAGAUCAGCUCAGGACCUGUGUGGGAGGAACGAUGGGAACUUGAAGGUGAUUUUCCCUCGGCAGGAAGUGGCUGGUCAGCCCACUGACACGCACACUUCCCCCAUCAACCCGGGAGAUUAUGUCCUGGUCAAGAUAGAAUCAGCCAAUUCCCAGAGCCUGAGAGGACACGCCCUCAGCCACACCUCUCUGAGUGACUCAGCCACACGUUGACCUGACCACCGCCAUGACGGACAACUGGCUUCAGUCGCUAGAUACGGUGUCUAGUCCUCUGUACCCUGAAAGUGAGUGUGAAGUGGACGUCUUCUGUGGCACCACGACGCAGAUGUAACAUCGACAAAGAUCCAAUCCAGAGACAACUGACUGAAGAAGACUUUUGUCAAAUUAAAAUACAAUGUAAAAAAAUAUUUGUGAUUUGUUUAAUUAUGCAAAUAUAAUAAUUAUAAAUUGGA
Molecule: messenger RNA, 2312 nt
Organism: Oncorhynchus mykiss (rainbow trout)
Lineage: Eukaryota; Metazoa; Chordata; Actinopteri; Salmoniformes; Salmonidae
Gene: cdk5rap1
Product: CDK5RAP1 mitochondrial tRNA methylthiotransferase
Biological process (GO): negative regulation of cyclin-dependent protein serine/threonine kinase activity; tRNA modification
Cellular component (GO): mitochondrion; cytosol
Molecular function (GO): tRNA-2-methylthio-N(6)-dimethylallyladenosine(37) synthase activity; 4 iron, 4 sulfur cluster binding
Source: RefSeq, a predicted model, not a curated record